UUAUAUAUAUGGUGGUUUUGUCUUCGAUAUGGAACUGAAAUGGCCUCUGUUUUGGUUUUGCUCUUCAUAUUAUUGUCUGUGGCUAAACAUUAUGGCAGCAAUGGCGCCUAUAUUCAAUACAAUACAACAGCAGGGCCGGUGGAAGGCAAAAUCAAUGUGCAUUUGGUUCCUCAUUCUCAUGACGAUGUGGGAUGGCUCAAAACUAUUGAUCAGUACUACAUUGGAUCCAAUAACAGUAUUCAGGGAGCAUGUGUGAAGAAUGUGUUGGAUAGCCUGGUUUUGGCAUUACAAGAGGAUCCAAACAGAAAAUUUAUUUAUGUAGAACAGGCUUUUUUCCAGAGAUGGUGGAGGGAGCAAAGUGAGGAAAGACAGACACAAGUGAUGAAAAUAGUUGAUGCAGGCCAGCUUGAGUUCGUAAAUGGUGGCUGGUGUAUGCAUGAUGAAGCAACGGUACAUUAUAUUGACAUGAUUGAUCAGACAACUCUUGGACAUCGUUUUAUCAAGCAACAAUUUAACAAAACUCCACGAGUUGGAUGGCAGAUUGAUCCCUUUGGACAUUCUGCAGUCCAAGCAUAUUUGUUGGGCGCAGAGCUUGGGUUCGACUCUCUGUUUUUUGCACGCAUAGAUUAUCAGGACAGAGCAAAGCGAGCAGAGCAAAAGUCCUUAGAGGUUGUGUGGCGGGGGUCCAAGACAUUUGGUUCGUCUUCUCAGAUAUUCGCUGGUGCAUUUCCUGUUGACUAUGCUCCUCCACCCGGUUUUUCUUUUGAAGUUAAUGAUGAAAGUUCUCCAAUUCAGGAUGAUCUGCUUCUUUUUGAUUAUAAUGUUGAUCAACGUGUGAAUGAUUUUGUCAGUGCAGCAAUUACCCAGGCUAACAUCACUCGUACGAACCAUAUUAUAUGGACGAUGGGAGAGGACUUUAAGUAUCAAUAUGCAGAUUCUUGGUUCAAGCAAAUGGACAAGUUUAUUCAUUAUGUAAAUAAGGAUGGACGAGUUAAUGCAUUUUAUUCGACUCCAUCAAUUUACACUGAUGCAAAGCAUGCUGCAAAUGAAGCAUGGCCUCUCAAAGUUGAUGAUUACUUCCCGUAUGCAGACAAUGAAAAUGCUUAUUGGACAGGAUAUUUCUCAAGCAGGCCAGCGCUUAAGGGAUAUGUUCGCUACCUGAGUGGUUAUUAUCUUGCAGCACGACAGCUUGAAUUCCUAGUUGGCAGAAAAAGUGGGGGUCCAAAUACAGAUUUUCUAGGUGAUGCUUUGGCAAUUGCACAACAUCAUGAUGCAGUUUCAGGCACUGAAAAGCAACACACUGCAAAUGACUAUGCUAAACGUCUUGCGAUUGGAGCAUCUCAGGCAGAAGAAGUAGUGGGUUUAGCUCUUUCAUGCUUGACAAGUUCAGAACCUUCUGGAUGUCCAAACAUAUCAACAAGGUUUGAACAGUGUAGAAGCCUAAAUAUCAGCAUUUGCCCACCAACAGAAACAAAACUUCCACUGGGCAAGAUCCUGGUUGUGGUGAUAUACAACCCUCUUGGUUGGAAGCGAGAGCAAAUUGUUAAAGUGCCUGUAAACGAUGAAUCUCUUAUCGUGAAAGAUUCUGAUGGCAACAUAGUUGAGUCGCAGCUUGUACCUCUAGAAAAUUCAUCAAUCAUUUUGACAAGCUCCCACAAGAAAGAAAAUCUAGGCAUAUCGUCAGAGAAAAGUCCUCUUUUUUCACUUUUUUUUCAAGUGUCUGUGCCACCCCUUGGGUUCAGCACAUAUAUUAUCUCAAAAGACAAUGGAAGCAGAUCUGUCCUGUCAACCAAACAAACAGCACCAGUGAAUGAAAGCACAACAUAUGAAGCUGGACCGGGCAACUUCACAAUGUCCUUUUCCUCUUUAUCUGGUCAACUACAACAAAUAUCAAAUUCCAGGACAGGGGUAAAAAUCCCAGUUCAACAAUCCUAUCUUUGGUAUGGUUCUUCUGAUGGUGAUGAUAGUGAUUCCCAGGCAUCUGGAGCAUAUAUCUUUCGUCCAAAUGGUGCCCCACCAACGGCUAUUUUAGGAAUGGUCCCAUUGACUAUCAUGAGUGGACCUUUGGUUCAUGAAGUCCACCAGAAAUUCAAUUCAUGGAUCUAUCAGGUUACCAGACUUUACAAGGACAAAGAACAUGCCGAAGUGGAAUUCACUAUUGGCCCCAUCCCAGUGGAUGAUGGUGUUGGAAAAGAAGUGAUCACUCGAAUGACAGCAAACAUGGUUACCAACAAAGUCUUUUACACAGAUUCUAAUGGAAGAGAUUUUAUAAAGCGGGUGAGGAAUUAUAGAACUGAUUGGAAUCUAAAAGUACACCAACCCGUGGCAGGAAACUAUUAUCCAAUUAAUCUUGGGAUGUAUAUGAUAGAUGACAAAACUGAAUUUUCAGUUUUGGUUGACCGUGCUGUUGGAGGUUCGAGCAUUAAAGAUGGGCAACUUGAAAUAAUGCUUCACAGGCGGAUGCUCAAAGAUGAUAAGCGAGGAGUUGGUGAAGCUCUUGAUGAAACCGUUUGUGAAGCAGAGUGUGUAGGACUAACGGUAAAAGGCACCUAUUAUGUUAGCAUCAAUGCUAUUGGAAAUGGUGCGCAAUGGCGUCGCACUACUGGUCAGGAAAUAUAUUCGCCGCUACUAUUAGCUUUCCCACAAGAGGAGGCCCAAAAAUGGAAUGCUUCUCAUUCUAGUUUUAUAGCAAUGGAUCAAAAUUACUCAUUACCAAACAAUGUUGCCAUAACCACCCUCCAGGAACUUGAAGAUGGAAGUGUGCUUCUACGACUAGCUCAUUUGUAUGAGGCAGGGGAAGAUUCAUUAUAUUCACAAAUUGCAAAAGUUGAGCUCAAAAAGGUUUUCCCAACCAAAACAGUAUUGAAAAUAAAGGAGAUGAGUUUGUCAGCUAAUCAAGAGAAGUCGGAAUUGAAGAGAUUAAAUUGGAAAGUAAUAGAUGAUAAUGUCACAGAAGGUGGGAGUGUAAGAGGUGGUUCUGUAGAUGAUAGUGACAUGAUUGUUGAGUUGGGUCCAAUGGAAAUCCGCACUUUUAUCUUGCAAUUCUGAUAACAACUUUACAUAUUGCGUAUGAAUUAUAUUGACUUGUAAUCUCCAUUAUCCAGACUACUUUCUUGCAAGAGAAUGAUUAUGAAAUAAGAUGUUAUGGUAAGUAGUUAUUGUGCACUUUUAACUUUGAUCAAAAUUCAAGGUUAACUUCUAUUCGUGAAGCCUCAAAUAAGAAACCUCAUCUUCAUCCCUAAAAUUAUUUGAACACAAUACCGUAAGCAUUUUAAUUAUGACACAUCCAUGUACUUUAUUAAUAAUAAUUUAUUUUUUCUCA
Cryptomeria japonica (Japanese cedar) is the source of this 3322-nucleotide messenger RNA. Its product is annotated as alpha-mannosidase. Gene Ontology annotation, biological process: mannose metabolic process. Lineage: Eukaryota; Viridiplantae; Streptophyta; Pinopsida; Cupressales; Cupressaceae. Bases 40 to 3048 code for a protein of 1002 amino acids. The transcript is spliced from 29 exons. Gene Ontology annotation, molecular function: carbohydrate binding; alpha-mannosidase activity. The record is from RefSeq and is a predicted model, not a curated record.